Molecule: messenger RNA, 487 nt
Organism: Notodromas monacha
Lineage: Eukaryota; Metazoa; Arthropoda; Ostracoda; Podocopida; Cyprididae
Source: the annotation of a GenBank genome assembly
UCUGUGCUGUUCUCUGAUGCAGUCAUCAUCAGAAGUUUGGCUCAGCAAAGUGAUGCAGGAUCAGUGGUGCAUGAGGGCAAAGGCAUCCAAGGGGUCAACGCAAGUGACACUGGUACAAUGAGUUCUUGGACAGAGAAUUCCAACCAUGAACCCGUCGCCGUAAUUUAUGAGAAAGUCGUCAACAAUAGCGAGUUCAUAUCACCAUCUGGUGGGGUGAAGCCGGAAUACUCCCUUUUCCUCAAGAACAACAGCAGACCAUUUUAUAGAAAAUUCGACAAAUUCGGAAAUGAGCAUACCAUCAGUCGUAAAAAAGAAAAUGGUGUCUCCGCACAACCCAAUAUGAGCUCUAUAAGAAAUGAGUUGCCGUUCAAUCGGACCAAUCAAAGUGAUUUCAUGCUUACAUCAAUUCCCAUGGUCAAUCAAGUGCAGGGUUUGGCAAACAACAGUGAGAUGAAUGCAUCAACACAUGGUGAGUGAAGCAUCAACA